GGAGCAGGCUACGAAAGCAUGGUAAGCUACGUUAAUUUCUUUCUUACUGUUUUAUUUUCAAAUGUGUGGUCUUCAGUCACAACGGCGCCGCUAAAAUAGCCUCAACGUUUAUCACGUAACUAACCGCACCAGGACAUACGGGACACACAAACAACAGAGCGGAGUCUCAGUGAGCCGACGGCGCCAUCUUGUGUCGGGACACAGUGAUGUUACAGUGGGAGGAGACCGGAGCUCCUCACGGAGAGACUGAACUUAAGACGGUGAAUUGAAUCUCAGUUUGUCUGUCACCCUGCUGUGGAAGAGUUUGACUCACACAGAAUCAGUCACAGUUCUGUUUUCAUACCCUGAGGCCAGUUUAACACCAGGAGAUAAAGCAACUGACAAGACGACAAACCUGAAGACAACUGCUCAGAGUUCAGGAUGGACAUAGAACAGUAUUGUGUGAAGCUGUCGGUCAAGCCAUCCAGAGGGCUCAUGGAUGAGGUUUUUAUCGUCCUGGUCCAGAACGUCUUUCCUGCUUUCCAGCUGACAGUCCGUGCCCUCCACCAGUGUGAAGACGGACACAGCUGGGAGGCGUUCGGUCACUACACAGCCAACGCCACUGGGACCGUGAAUGUUUCAGAGGAUCUCAGCCUGGGCGGGACAUAUUCUGGGGUUGAACCCAUGGGUCUACUGUGGAGCCUCAGACCAGUUCCAGGCAGCAAACCUGGGCUCAGGCUGAGGAAGAUGAACGUCCAGACUCCCAUGGAGGUCACAGUCUCAGUGUACGAAGGUCACCAGACUGAAGGCUUUGCAGACCAGGUGCCGCUGGCCAGUGUGGUGGUGGAGCGUUGGUACAUGGCGCCCGGCAUCCGCAGGAUCCCCGUUACAGAGGAUGGACUCACUGCGACCCUCUUCCUACCCCCAGGACCGGGACCUUUCCCCGGCCUCCUGGACCUCUGGGGGGGUGGAGGGAAGUUGGUGGAGUACCGGGCAGCGCUGCUGGCCUCCCAUGGCAUCGCCUCCCUGGCCCUCGACUACCUGACACCUAAAGUUGCCAUAGAAACUGGGAAGAUGGUGGGCAACGAGUACUUUGAGAAGGCCUAUAGAUUCCUGGAGCAGCAUCCUCAGAUCCUCGGCAGCAGGAUCGCCAUGUUGGGCCUUUCCCUCGGCUGUAGUAUCACCCUCAAAAUGGCUGUUUACUCCAAAGUUAUGAAGCUCAGGUGUGUGGUGUGCAUUGGUGGGAGUCAUGUGCAACCGGUCGAAGGAUCUGUGAAAGAAAUGAUGGCUUUCUUUGAUGAAAACUCUGGGAAGACUCGCUUUGACAAGGAGAACAGCAUGAUCUGUCGAGAGCUGCUGCUGCCCAUCCCUACCGACACCUCAUUCAAAGUGGACGUGGGACGACUCCAGUGUCCUCUGCUGCUGGUUGUAGGUGAGGACGAUCAGAACUGGCCCGCCUGUGAGUCUGCAAUAGACAUGAAGGAGAUGAUGGAGCGGGCGGGGAACAGCCACCUGCUGACUAUCCUGUCGUACCCGAACACUGGUCAUCUCAUUGAACCUCCGUUCACGCCAUUUACCCGAAUAAGCGGCUUCAGAUCAGCCAGCUCACGUCAGAGGAUAUUAACUCUGUGGGGCGGAGAGACGGCGGCACAUUCUCACGCUCAGGAAGACGCCUGGAGGAAGAUGCUCGUCUUUCUGAGGGAGAAUCUGUACAGCUGCAAAAACUCCAGUGCAGCUUCAUUUUCCCACCUGUAACCAUGGCAACAACUGAUGAUCAUAGUGGGAAGAGCUACUUCAGGCACCCCUGGUUUAAGGACACUAUAACAGAAGGAGGGGUCAUGAUGUCAGUGAUGGCACCGGAGUUUUGCAGUGGAGUCGGAUUUGGGGGCCACUAGUUAAUAGGGUGGGCAUGACAAGUGCAACUAUUACGCAUCAAGUCUUUGCUGUUUCACCUUGGACUGAAAAAUGCUUCCACAAAAUUAAAUUACACACAUUAUGUGAUGUUGACUGACGUUUUAUGUCUAAAUGUGCUCGUUUGUUUGGUCAUCAAACAGAUCGUGGCUCUGUCCAGCAGCUCCACGUAACUCAACUCAAGCCUGUUUUGUUCAAGCGGUGACAGAGUCCAAGAAAUGAAGCCAAAAACUGCAGUAAGGUCCACUUGAGGCUGGCUCCAAAACAGAGUGCGUCCCUGUAGACCCCCAUGUUAAAAUGCACAAGUUUACAGCCUGGUGCAACAAACAGUUUUGGUCUCUAUAGCUAAUGUCAACAUUCAUGACACCUGUACAGGAGGUGGAUUUUUUUUUUUAGAACUCCCCUGUUAAAUUUCAUCAAGGCUUAAAGCUACGCAUUUUAAGAGCGGAGCCACUUGAGUGACAGGCUGUCUGCAAGGCGUUACCAUGGCAUCAGGUCCACCCCUCACUCCUCCACAGCUCCAUCCUCUCAUCCAAAUAUGUCCACUUCUGGCUCCAAAACACCAAGAUAGCAACGGCUGAAAUGCUGAACUCAAGGCUUCAAAAUGGCAAUCAACAAACCAAUAGGUGACGUCACGGUAGCUACGUCCAUUAUUUUAUAAAGUCUAUGGUUUUGAUGCAUGACCAAACGGGCAGAAUAGACCUGUUAUCACUGACCAUACUGCUACAGUUAACCUCAGUGAUUUACAGUCAUACUAGUUAGCCUAUAUUAGCUAACACUCACUUGACAUUUGCUAUCACUCACCAACACCACAGCUUCCUGUCUGUCUAUUUUACACAGUCAUGAGGAUUAUUUCUUACUGACAUUAAUGGUUUUAUUUCCAAAUUAAAGGAGGGCAUUUGCUGAACAAAGUACAAAUAUAAACUUAGUUCACUGACAAACAAAGUAACUAGUAUCGGUAAAUUACAAAGGACCAGAUUUAUAAUGAUUUGGUGUCACCAAUAGCAAACAUUAUUGAGAGAGCUGGCUAAUGUUAGCUCUCCCAAAUAUUACUUAAUAUCAUUAACAGUUUGAAGGUUGGUUAUUAUUGAUAAUCAACUACAUACCUGCUGUGUGUACGCGCUACACAGUGAGAAUCUGUGACCCAGAAAUUGAAGUAUAGUCAGUGAAAAUAGGUCGGACCUCAUGUAUCAUGAUCAUAGACUGUAUGACAUGGCAGCUCCCCACAAGUGAAGCCAAAACAACUCUAUCUCCCCCUGGUGGCGUCAAAUAAAUUCUUCCCUAAGAUGGUUCAUGUCUUUGAGGUAGUUCUUGUCACACUGAUGUUCAAAUGUUCGUUCUUCUGAUAAAUUUUGUUGUAACUAGCAACUUGAUGUUUAAACAAGGGGGACUGAGGUCAUAAUUGACAGCUGCUUGGGACUGGUCGUACAGGUGUACGCGAGGGAACUUGAUACCAAAGAGAUCGUAAUAAUCGUAGAAAUUAAUAAUUUUGUAAAAGCAUUUUUCAACCCAAGGUGAGACAACAAACUGAUGGGUUACAGUUGGACUUGUCAUACCUGCCUUUUGACUUCAGUAGAGGUGGCACCAAUGCAAAAAUUUGAACUCUGUCGCUGACCUCAUGACCUUUCCCUCUCUAAUAGCUUCCUUGCCCAUGUUCAGAAAGUAAAAGUAUCAUUAAUUUGUUCGUCAAUCAAUCCUUUGUCACAUGGAAUAGUACGAGGUACGACUCCAGUGACGUGAUCCUGUCAGCUCCUUCAACUUGUGCUCUGUAAUUUAGUCCUUUUUGCAUCCUCUUACAUCGCUGGCUGCUGCUUUAUCAAUGUCCGUAUUUCCGAGAGGUUCUGGUAACCAGUGGUUUCUGGAAUGAUUUAACUGUAGUUUUGGGCCCAGUUGCUUCUGUUGUUGCACAAAUUAAAUUCACCACCUACUCAGUGAGUUCAGUGAUGUCAUCGGUGGUGUUGAUGGUGGUGUCCUGGUACGUUCUCCAGACUAUGAUGGGCUUCAUCUCUCACGUCAGUGGGGGGCGGCGUUUUCAAUAGUUUACAUAUCUCAAGAAGAUGGCUGCAAGGUCGUCCCUCAUGAACAACCAAACGCCAGCCUUCCCUGACGGCAUAGUUCUUUAGCCACUGUGAGGGUCGAAGGACAGAGGGAUGUCAUGUGCCUUAAAGCCCUCUGAGGCAAACUGUGAUAUGUGAUAUUGGGCUUUAUUAACAAAAUUGAAUGUAACCAGAUGAACCCUGUUAUAUGUUAUAGUGCGCUCAGUUGGGUCAACUACACAGUGAAGCUGAUAAUGUCCAAAGGUUAUUUCUGAUGUUGAUUUCCUUUCAUUGUAACAGCUAUAAUAUGAAUAUUAGACAGCCUGCAGACCGGUCUUACAACACCAGUGAGCUUGAUAUUAAAGGUUGAUCUCUGCCAUACACAAUCAUUGUCAUUAAAAAACACCCUUUACAGUAUGCACCACUGCACUAUUGUCACAGUUUUACCAAUUCCAUUAUGUUUUAUAUUUGUUCUUUCUGUAGAGAUGAUCUCUAUCUGCACAUAGUAGUCAAAUGUGUUUUUACCUCAUCCUUGCUUUUAGCAGGAGCUCUCUAUGUGUAUGUGCUUUGAGCCUGGAAUCAAAUUCUUUACGUGCUCACAUACUUUGACAAUAAAAAAAGCUGAUUCAGGU
This is a messenger RNA of Epinephelus lanceolatus (giant grouper), 4558 nucleotides long. RefSeq names its product peroxisomal succinyl-coenzyme A thioesterase-like. NCBI's taxonomy places the organism in Eukaryota, Metazoa, Chordata, Actinopteri, Perciformes, Serranidae. The record is from RefSeq and is a predicted model, not a curated record. Gene Ontology annotation, biological process: acyl-CoA metabolic process; fatty acid metabolic process. Gene Ontology annotation, molecular function: fatty acyl-CoA hydrolase activity.